UGUUAAAAUCAUUUUGCUUCUUCUAUUUUCAUCUAAGCCCUCAUCAUUGUCACCAUCUUCAUAGAUCUUUCUUGCCGCCUCCCCCAUUUUUCCUUUUGUUGAUUCCUUCCUUGUUGCCUGUUAAAGUUGAUUGAAGAAACUCUCUUACAACUCCCAAGUUUGAGACUACAUUUGCAGAUGGAAGCAGUGAUACCAUCGACUGUUACUCCAGCGAAGAGCAAAUGGUCUCUAACUUUAUCGAAAGUCCUUCACCGGCACGCGAUGGCGUCGGAGGUUGUUCCGGACGACGGCAUUCACAAGGUUAAGCUGCAUGAGGAGACCGAAGAAUGGAAUGAUUGUAAGACGACCAAGAGAUUAUCCCAGAAAUUUGACAGAUUACACGAUGAAGAGCAUGAAACAAAGGUGGCACUGGAAGCGAUUGUUGCUAAAAUCUUUGCUAUUGUUUCGGGUAUUAAAGCAGGAUAUGCUCAGUUGCAGCACGCUCAGUCUCCUUACGAUGCCGAAGGGAUCCAAGGAGCCGAUCAAAUCAUCGUCUCCGACUUGAAAAAACUGUCGGAACUGAAGCGGUGUUUCUUGAAGAAACAGUACGAUUUUCCCCCAGAGCAAGCAUUGGCUUUAGCCGAAAUCCAGGAACUGAAAGGCCUUUCUACGACGUUUAAAAUCACGGCAAAGAAACUGGAAUCUCAGACAAGACUCAAAGAGUCCGAGAUAAUUUUUCUCCGGGAAAAACUGGAUGAAUCCAACAAGCAAAACAGGUUACUGGAGAAGAGCUUAAACCAAAGCGGCCAGUUAGUCGUGCUCGACAACCUUCAUCUUUCCGGCUUAAAUCCCACCCAUUUCAUCACCGUCCUUAAACAAACUGUUAAGUCGGUUCAAAGUUUUGUCAGGCUGAUGAUCGAUGAAAUGAAGUUGGCUGAUUGGGAUAUCAAUGCGGCAGCAAGUUCGAUUGAAAGAGGCGUGGUGUAUUGGAAGGAAGACGAUAAAUGUUUCGCAUUUGAAUCCUUCAUUUGCAGGGAAAUGUUCAAGGCUUUCCAUCUACCUUAUUUUUCCAUUUUUGGAAGCUCAGUACCAGAAACGAAGAAACAUCCCCGAGUCUUCUUCGAUCGGUUUACAGAACUGAAAUCCAUCAAAGUUGCUGAAUAUCUAGCCAUGAAACCGAGAUCAACGUUUGCCAAAUUCUGCAGGAACAAGUACCUGCAAGUCGUUCAUCCGAAGAUGGAAUCGUCGUUCUUUGGCAAUUUAAGCAACAGAGAAGUGUUGAGUUCCUAUCGAUUCCCACACACAACAUUCUUCACAUCGUUUGCCGAAAUGGCGAAAAGGGUCUGGAUUCUGCAUUGCUUAGCAUUCUCUUUCGUCCCCGAGGCAUCAAUCUUUCAGAUAAGUAAAGGGUGUAGGUUCUCAGAGGUGUACAUGGAAAGUGUAGGUGAGGAAGCAUUCCUUUCAUCCGAAACCACGCCGGGAUCGGAACCCCGAGUCGCAUUCACCAUCGUCCCAGGAUUUCGGAUCCGAGCAACUGUAAUUCAAUGCCAGGUCUAUCUAUCACAAUUCAAGACGAGGUAGUCCUUGAUUCAUGUUUUAGUAAGCUAGGUCAGAGGACAUGGAUUUGGGGAUGGUUAUUGUGGGGGAUUUAUUCCUUAUGGCCUUAAUGAUAAAUGAGAGGAUAAUUGGUUUGUAAGACACAUUCCCCCCAUUUUGUUAAUCUCUUGGGACAGUCAUGUUUGCCAUUAUUGCCUUACUCUGAUGCUUUUUGUAUGUACAUAA
This is a messenger RNA of Hibiscus syriacus, 1761 nucleotides long. Its product is annotated as protein GRAVITROPIC IN THE LIGHT 1-like. Bases 178 to 1560 code for a protein of 460 amino acids. The record is from RefSeq and is a predicted model, not a curated record. NCBI's taxonomy places the organism in Eukaryota, Viridiplantae, Streptophyta, Magnoliopsida, Malvales, Malvaceae. Gene Ontology annotation, biological process: response to red or far red light; negative gravitropism. The transcript has a single exon.